CCGGAGACCAGUCAUGUCUCGGCGGUAUAAAAAGCUUUUUAACUUACAUAAUCAAAUCACAUCGAUCGUCGCGGCAACCACCGACGCACAUUAAAUUAAGAGAUGGCGUUGCAUAAGGUGUUGCUGUUGGUAGCCGCGGCGCAAUGUACAUUCGCUACAAAUCUCUUUAGAGCUCCCAGGCAAGCCCCUGGCAGUAUAUUCACCGUAGGCAACGGUGAACAAUGCUUGGGAUCUGACAGAAGUACCGGAGGAGUAUGUCUUUCGAGAAAUCAGUGUAACACUCAAGGAGGAAAGGCUAUUGGAUUUUGUGGUGUAUUUGCGACCUGCUGUUCACUAAACGCCUGCGACAUUAGAACGAACACAAAGGUUGCUAUUUUCAUCAACCCCCCACUGAGUAAAGAGUCUUCUGGCUUGGAAUGCUCCUACAAUGUGGAGAUUAACAAUAACAACGUUUGUCAAAUGAGAAUCGACUUUGAAACAUUCAACCUUGCACCACCAACAACGGUGGAUCCAGUAGAAAAUGUAACACACCGUCCAGGCUACACCUGCAGGAAUGACAUCUUCCAAGUGACCAACCUGCAGGCCAACUCUGACACCAUGCCCUCUCUAUGCGGUGACAAUAGUGGACAACAUUUAUACGUGCGAGUAAACGCGUCAACAAACAGCAAAUCUGUUCGUAUGAACUUCAAGAUCUCGGAUCGCGACACGCAGCCACAUCUCCCGCAAGCUACGUGGAAAAUCAAAGUCACACAACUGGAGUGCUUCAAUACCCUCGGCAAGUUCCGUGACGGUCUGUUUGAGGCGAUCACCUCCUCUCUACCUUCCACCCCGCUCACCUCCUCCGCGGACAGAGACGAGUACCUCAUAGCGCCCCCUGGUUGUCUGCAGUACUUCCCUGAUAGGUCUGGCGUGAUAGAAUCCUUCAACUACAACCGCGGUGAUGGACCUUACAUCGCCAAUCUUGCGUACGCCACGUGCUUUAAACGGACCCCAGAUGUUUGCGGCGUUAAAUUGACAGCUGCAAACUUCGAACUGGCUUACCGUGAUGACCAGAACAUGCAGGUAGACACCGACUGUCAAGUGAACCCUGUGACACAAGGGAUCUCACAGUCGGAAGACUAUCUUUUCAUACCCGAGGCUGAGACCGUAGAAGGACUUAGAGGGUCCAAGUUCUGCGGCACCAGUGCACAGAAUCAAAUCAUUGCUUCGGCUCCCCCCGGACCAGUAUACCUCCACUUCCACAGCGAUAAUCUGGUCACAGACGGAGUUCCCGAAUCCGGUUAUAGGUUUAACUACAAUGUGCUCAAUAAUUGUUACCUCAAGAAAAAAUAAACACUCUAAAAUAAGUCUGUAGUAGUUAUAUAUUUAUUAAAAAUUGUAGUCUAGAAU
Papilio polytes (common Mormon) is the source of this 1389-nucleotide messenger RNA. RefSeq lists its product as uncharacterized. The transcript is spliced from 10 exons. The record is from RefSeq and is a predicted model, not a curated record. The coding region runs from base 103 to 1332 and encodes 409 amino acids. Lineage: Eukaryota; Metazoa; Arthropoda; Insecta; Lepidoptera; Papilionidae.